Cylindrotheca closterium is the source of this 1062-nucleotide messenger RNA. NCBI's taxonomy places the organism in Eukaryota, Bacillariophyta, Bacillariophyceae, Bacillariales, Bacillariaceae. The record is from the annotation of a GenBank genome assembly.
AUGGCGGCAUCAUCCUCUUCAACGAAUACUAAAAAUGCGUUCUCCCAACAACAUUCUAAAAAGUCAAAGGCCGAGAUAUUAGAAGUCAAACGAAAAGCGAUCUCGCUUCUUACAACGGCCUACAAAACGGAUAGUGACGAACAAGUGGUCGAACUUGAAACCCAACUGAAGGAUUUGCUACAUUUGAUUCGAUCCGAAGACGACUUGGAACAGAAGGCCACCGCGACUAAAUCAUUCAUUGACAGCAGUGCUACUACAUCCCCAUCCACUAUGGAAACAAAGAAAGUGACAAGUCCCAUAUCGCCGCCUUCGCCACCUCGUUCUACCACAGCGGCGCCUGGUAUACUACUGAGGGACUUUAAUGGGAGAAAACCAAAGCCUGAUCCAAUAGAAUCUCACAUUGGAGAAAUCAAGAAACCAUUAAAGCAGUUUCAUGUCCAAACGGCAAUCGAACCAAUAAAACCUAAAAAAGGAAUGGUAGCCGGGAUGCAACAAGAAGCGCUGCUGGAAGCUGCCAUGGGACGAAAACAAGAACGAGACAGCAACGGAUGGUUGGGAUUCAUAUUUGGUCCGAAUGAUGAUGCUUCGGAAACAGGUUUCAAGGAGUUUGGGGAAAUGGGUGGAAAGGAGCUACGGAAAAAGCAAAAUCGAAAUCGACAAAGGGCCACCAAGAGAAGAUCGAGUGCCAAUUGUGUUUCCGAUGCCUUUUCGGGCAUGAUUGUCACAACCACCACCAGCAAAAAUGGAACCAAGUCACCAGCAUCGUCACAAGCUUCAUCCAUAUCAUCAAGUUCCUUUGAUAGUGAAGAUGAUGUGUCUACCUUGGGGACUGAACCUACCUACGAAAGUGUAUCGGAACGCAUGACGGGCUUUCUACGAGUCAGAAGGCUUCCAACCACAGCUGAGGAGGAAGAUGAGGCGGCACCAGAAGGUGGAGAGAGUAAACAACGCGAUAUUCUGCAAGAUACUGCCGAAGAAGAAGCACAGCAGCCGGUAGCUGUGGAAGGACCGACGUGGGGUUGGUUUCAGCCUCGAGCGCAGCAGGUUCAAGGUCCAGCCUAG